Molecule: messenger RNA, 2904 nt
Organism: Triticum aestivum (bread wheat)
Lineage: Eukaryota; Viridiplantae; Streptophyta; Magnoliopsida; Poales; Poaceae
Exons: 9
Coding region: 427-2754 (775 amino acids)
Biological process (GO): protein ubiquitination
Molecular function (GO): zinc ion binding; ubiquitin-protein transferase activity
Source: RefSeq, a predicted model, not a curated record
CCACUCACGACCUAGUUGCUCUCCGCCGGCUGCCGGCCGCCGCCGUCACGCUAGCUGCCUCCUCUGUGCGUCCGCCUACGCGCCAUUCCCCUAUCGCCCAGCAGUGCUCCUAGCCAGCCUCCCCGUCUGGCCCCCGCCCAGCCGCCGAUCUCGCUCCGCUGCUCGCUGACUCGCGCAGGAGCUGCUGCCUGCUACUCCACUCGGUAACUGUGUCGGCUGAUGAAAUUGCUUCGAGAUCAAGCGGGCGAUCAGCUUCAGUUGGUAGUGUAGGUGGUGGAUUGCUCUGAUUCUGCUUCAGGUUCUGAUCCAGGGCAACUUUGGGACAGGCGCAGCCCGCAGCCGGACCCCCGAGGCAGGUCGCCCCUUCUGGUUGAGCUGUGUAGCUGUGAGAGCUGCCGCGGAAUCAUCCCCCACGACCUCCUCGCUAUGGCGACAAUGCGGCCUCAAACAAUCCUACUACCGCGGCGCAUCGACCCCAUGUUCAUCAUCGACGGCAAUGGAGGUUCACUAGUCAACGGCAACGACAUUGGUGAUGGUAAACAUUUCUAUUGUGCCAAGUGCAUGUCUGUCGUGCCAUGUGCAUGUAUUCGGCCCUGCUUCAGCAUGUGCGACCAUGACUUCUGCUCGAGCUGUGUUGCCAUGAAGCUACCCCAGAAUGUCGCCCGCCUCAAAUGCACUGGGGAGAGCUCGACGGCGUCGGAGAAAUAUCGCGGCGUGACGAUCUUGCGGCCUGAAACGGUCCAAGUACCGUCGCGCAUCGACCCCAUGUUCAUCACCGAUGGCAAUGAAGGUUCACCCGUAAACGACAUCAGUGACAGUAAGCGCUUCUACUGUGCCAAGUGCAUGCAUGUGGUGCCAUGUGCAUGUAUGAGGUACAACUUCACCAUGUGCGACCACGACUUCUGCUCAAGGUGUGUUGCCAUGAAGCUGCGCCAGAACGUCGCCCGCGUCAAAUGUACGGGAGAGAGCUCAACAGCGUCGGAGGAAUAUCGCGGCGUGACAAUGUUGCAGCCUGAAACAGUCCAAUUACCAUCGCGCAUCAACCCCAUGUUCAUCACCGAUGGCAAUGAAGGUUCACCCGUAAACGGCAUCAGUGACAGUAAGCGCUUCUACUGUGCCAAGUGCAUGCAUGUGGUGCCAUGUGCAUGUACAAGGUACAACUUCACCAUGUGCGACCACGAUUUCUGCUCAAGGUGUGUCGCCAUGAAGCUGUGCCAGAACGUCGCCCGCGUCAAAUGUACGGGAGAGAGUUCGACAGUGUCGGAGGAAUGUCGCGGCGUGACAAUGUUGCAGCCUGAAACAGUCCAAUUACCAUCGCGCAUCAACCCCAUGUUCAUCACCGAUGGCAAUGAAGGUUCACCCGUAAACGGCAUCAGUGACAGUAAGCGCUUCUACUGUGCCAAGUGCAUGCAUGUGGUGCCAUGUGCAUGUACAAGGUACAACUUCACCAUGUGCGACCACAAUUUCUGCUCAAGAUGUGUCGCCAUGAAGCUGUGCCAGAACGUCGCCCGCGUCAAAUGUACGGGAGAGAGUUCGACAGUGUCGGAGGAAUAUCGCGGCGUGACAAUGUUGCAGCCUGAAACGGUCCUAGUAUCGUCGCGCAUUGCACCUUUGUCCAUCACCGAUGGCAACGAAGAUUCACCUGUGGACGACAUCACCGAUGGUAAGCGCUUCUUUUGUGCCAAGUGCAUGCAUGUGGUGCCAUGUGCAUGUAUAAGGUCCAACUUCACCACUUGCGACCAUGACUUCUGCUCGAGGUGUGUUGGCUUGAAGCUGUGCCAGAACGUCCCUCGUGUCAAAUGUACCGUGGACAACUCUACGGUGGCGGAGAGAUACCACAGCAUGGCGAUGGUGCAGCCUGAAACAGCUGUAUCAUCGCCCAUUGACCCUAAGUUCGUUACCGGUGGCAAUGAAGAUUCACCGCUGGUGGAUGGCAACGACAUCGGCGAUGAUAAGCACUUCUACUGUGCUAAGUGCAUGCAUGUGGUGCCAUGUGCAUGUAUACGGUCCAACUUCAGGACGUGCGACCACGACUUCUGCUCUAGGUGUGUCGCCGUGAAGUUAGGCCAGAACAUCGCUCAUGUUGGAUAUUCUGAAGGUGAGGACGGUGAUGAUGAUCUGUUCUAUUGCAACAUCUGCAUGGAGAUGGUGGCGAGGACCCUCAAGUUCAGCGUCAACUCGUGUGGCCACGUCUUCUGCUCAAGCUGUAUCACCCAGUACGUCGCCGCAAAGCUGGACAACAAUGUAGCUCGCGUCGAAUGCCCUGACCCAGGCUGCAAGGGCGGUGUCGUUGAGCUGGAGAGGUGCCAUGACAUCAUUCCCCUGGACCUCCUCGACAAAUGGGGUUUCCUGCUGUGCGAAUCUGCGCUUGGCACCAAGAGGAUAUACUGCCCAUACAGAGAAUGCUCGGCGCCUCUGCUUGCUGACAGCGAGGCCGGGGUGACUGCGGUCAGGGAGGCGGAGUGCCCGCACUGCCACCGGCUUUUCUGUGUCCGCUGCGCUGUGCCAUGGCAUGGCGGCAUCACUUGCAAUGAGUUCCAGAAGCUUGGACUGGACGAGCGCGGCCCGGAGGACAUCUUGCUCAGGCGUCUCGUCGGCAGGGAGGGGUGGCAGCGGUGCCCGAAGUGCCAGAUGUACGUGGAGAAAUCAGAAGGGUGCAAUUACAUCAAAUGCAGGUGUGGAUACAGCUUCUGCUACCGGUGUGCAUCCAAGUUGUCCGCGCUAAACCAUUUCUGCAACAAGUGCAAGCGCUGACGAUUUAUUUGGGGUGUGCAGACCUACGAAUAUAUAGCCUCCUUGAAUAGCUUCAGUUCUGUUUGUGUAUAUAUGGGUUAUUAAGGUAUCGUUUGGUUAUUGCAGUGCAAACUGGAGACUGUUACUACUUGAUUGUCUAUAUAUAUCUAA